Messenger RNA from Dermatophagoides farinae (American house dust mite), 1251 nucleotides. NCBI's taxonomy places the organism in Eukaryota, Metazoa, Arthropoda, Arachnida, Sarcoptiformes, Pyroglyphidae. The record is from RefSeq and is a predicted model, not a curated record.
AAUCACAUUUUCCAAUGUUUUUUUGAAGACGAAAAAAAAUAAUGAUGAUAAUAAUUGAAGAAAAAUAAUCAUGAUUAAUGAUCCUUGUUGAACAUGGGCGACAUCUUUCGUUUUAAAUUGUCGUUUUUUUCUAUCAGAUUUGAAUAACAUAUAUUUCUUAUAUUCAUUAAUGGGUGAUGAUGAUGAAUUUCAAUGUCUCUCUCUCUCUCUCUCUUACAUCAAAUUCAAUCUAAUGUCCAGUUUUCAUUUGGAUAUCAAGUCUAUUUUUUCCAAAAAAAUAUGACUCUUUUUAUUUUACCGAAAACUUUUCAAUCUAACUUCAAGUACAACAAAUACAUCGGACAAAAUGUGAAAGGAAAGAUGAAUUGCCGUCAAUUUUCAGAAAAAAAGAGAAAGUUUCUUCCAAUUAUCUUCGAAUACGAUUUCAUUCAAAAUUUCAAUAGAAUGGAAUAUUGUGGAACAACAAAAGAGUUUGAAUUUUCAAUACACAAAAGUGAAUCUUUCAUUUUUCUUGUUGAACAAAGAAAAUAUAGAUAUAGAUACAAAUAUAGAUGAUGUUCAUAUCAUUCAUAUAUCGUCCAUCGACAUUUGGUUUCAAUAAUCCAAGUGUUAGUUUAAUUUCCGUUACAAAACGACAAUGAAAUUUUAUCGAAUAACUAUAUCGAUUAUUUUGACCAUUAUGAUUAUGAUUGAAUCAUCAAUUUCUCGGCGGCGGACUCAACGAAUAUCGAGAACUGGAUUGCCGGACGGCGCUAGAAUUAUUACUAUGGGUAAAGAUUUUAAUUCUACAUUCAAAUGUGAAAAGGAUAAAGAUGGUUUCUUUGCCGAUGUUGAAUAUCAAUGUAGAAUAUUUCACCGUUGUCAUACGGCUCAUAAUGCCGGUAAUCGUAUCCAGGUAUUGCAUUAUUCAUUCUUCUGUAGUGAUCGUUUAGUAUUUGAUCAGUCAACACAUACCUGUAGAAGAAGAGCUGAUGCCAUUCCUUGUGAAACAUCACCAAUGUUUUUUGAUCUUAAUGAUCGUAUCGGUUCUGAUGGACCAUUUCUAACACAUGCGGAUAUUGAUCGUGCAAAAGCAGUAAGACCAGAAUAUCGUCGCCGUCGUCGUCGUCGCUGAAAUUAUCAUCAUCAUCGAGGUGGACCAACAACGCGAGGCUGCAUUAAAUUCUAUUUAAUUAUUGGACCGUAUUCACACCAUCAUUGUCCUGAUUUGUUUAUUGAUUUUGGUUGAAUAAAAAUAUUUUUUUAUGUUUA